Molecule: messenger RNA, 1919 nt
Organism: Patiria miniata (bat star)
Lineage: Eukaryota; Metazoa; Echinodermata; Asteroidea; Valvatida; Asterinidae
Product: histamine H2 receptor-like
Exons: 1
Coding region: 816-1799 (327 amino acids)
Biological process (GO): G protein-coupled receptor signaling pathway
Cellular component (GO): membrane
Molecular function (GO): G protein-coupled receptor activity
Source: RefSeq, a predicted model, not a curated record
AAAUAUCUUAAUUGACAGUGACACUGAUUGCCUGUUUGAUGGUGUUAACUAGAAAAACGCUACAUGAAGGUACACAUCGAAAGUUUAAGUAGUCUAUGGACAUUGUAUCCUGACAUAUGUGCAAUGUAUCAGCCACACUGCUACAAAAGAAAUCAGUAGAUUAUCUGAACAGUAAUAAAGACUCACUAAACGUCUGUGAAAUCACAACUGAGUGACAGGUACUUCCUGAAGAUGAUGGGAACAAUGUCAGUAAAAGCUACAUGUAAGUCCUCAAAAAAACAAAAAAACAAAACCAGAAGCAGAACCUUUUUUUGGGCUUUAUCAAGUACUCGCUUAAUUGUUAGCUGUUUACCAAAGAAGAAUGAAUGACAAUUUGACAGCCUCUUCCUGUAUGUGAUGAGAUUUUAAUUAUACCAACAGCCACACUGUCAUAUAGGCCUUAUACAAUGUGUAGAACAAGAAUAUAAUGAGGCACCGUAUUUCCACAGCUCACAUUACCUUUGAUUUGCAGUGGUUUGAGUGACUAAUUCAGGCUGUACAUAUUUUAUCAACUUCGAAAAUGCAAUUUGGAUCUCAUGCCAUGGGUUACAAGAUUGACUAGGAGCUGAAAAGAAGUGCUAUUUACAGUUCUUCAGUACUGUCCUCAAAACCGUUACUGCUACAGUUGAAUACAAGUUAUUCCAUCUGAGUUUCUUCAUCUGUCUCUUGUCGAUUACAUUUACUGUUUCAUACGUGUAAAUCCUCCUACACAAGAAAAACAGGAAAACAACUGACUUGAAACUGACUUUUAGUUUUGUUGACAACUCAAAUCAACAAUGGUAAGCAGCGUAAGUGCAGACACCACUGCAAAUACUGCAAUGGAGGGAGAUAUUACGUCAAACUCAGAAAAAUCUUUGGAGAUUUUUGUUGGUAUUUUUUUGACCAUAGUAGUACUGCUGAAUUUUUUGCUGAAUCCACUGAUGUUGUGCGUCUUGUAUCGAGUCACUACUAUUCAGACAACCACCAAGAUUUUCAUGGCUUCUCUGACAGUGUCUGACAUAUGUUCAGGAAUACUCUGGUUUAUUAGAGUGCCAGGAUUGUUUGCUGGUAAUUGGCUGUUGGGGGAAUUUCUCUGUUCAGCGUCAGGUGUCAUUGGAUAUACAUUUCAAGUCAUGAGUUUUCUUUCACUUGUACUUCUAACUGUGGAUCGUUAUAUUGCAAUUUGUCGUCCUCUACGCUACCCUACACUUAUGACAGUUCUCAGAUCAAAGAUUCUCGUCUCUGCUACAUGGACAAUAACUGUGAUACUCGGUAUUCUGAUUUAUGGGAGUUAUGAUCAAAGAAGGAUCCAACAAGAUGGGUCUCAUCAUCUUUGCUCAUGGAGAUUAAACAACUGGAGAGCAUACAUUGCUCUUACUUCAAUCUUUCUUGCACUAAUUACAAUAUGUAUUCUGUAUGUACGUAUUUCCCUCAUAGCUCGCAAUCAAGCCAGACGCAUUGCUGCUGAAAACCAAGCAGGCAAUGGUCAAGGUGGACAGAGAAUAAACACCAGAUCAACCACCACCAUCAUCAUCAUAACAGGGACUUUAAUCAUCACCUGGAUUCCAUCUGUAAUCCUGUAUGUCAUCUCACUUGCAGCAACUUCUUCCACCUACACCAUCUAUUUACUAACCUACUUUGUUAACACCUGUGUCUUGUCAAAUACUUGGCUUAAUGUCAUUAUUUAUUACUUAAGGAACAGGGAUCUUCGUCAGACAUUACGUGCCUUACUAUCGGAUUGGUGUCACAGGUUGUUUCAUACAUUACAUGUACAUGUAUAGAGACAUAUUAAUGUUCUUAAAAUCUUUGAAUUGUCGAAAUUCAUCAUUAAUUUUCUGCUACGUGUUAAUGAAUGUACCAUUUGUAAACUAACAUGUGAUUCAUUUUUGUUGUUAAUUUAA